Molecule: messenger RNA, 987 nt
Organism: Linum trigynum
Lineage: Eukaryota; Viridiplantae; Streptophyta; Magnoliopsida; Malpighiales; Linaceae
Source: the annotation of a GenBank genome assembly
AUGAUCAGCGGCGGCGACGGCAGCUCCCACUGCCCUACGUGUAGCUGUUGGAAGAAAGCUCGGAAGAAUGACAGGUUCAGCGAACUUCCCGACCAUCUCCUCCGUCGCAUUCUCUCCUUCCUCUACUCGAAACUCGCCGUCCAAACUUGCGCCCUCUCCCCGCGGUGGAGAUCCGUCUGGAAAGGCGUCCCUGUCCUCAAUUUAGACACCAAAUCCUUCAACAACAUCAACGAAUUCGACCAAUUCGUCUCCGGAAUCAUCUCAAGCCGUCACGACUCCGCCCCGAUCCACGAGAUCAGCGUGGAAAUCGGCAGCCAAAUCGAUUACGACGACGUUAAACAUAAUGAGAUUGGUUGCGAGCUCUUUGCUUACGCGGCCUCCCAUGGGAUUCGACGCCUGCACGCCGUCGAUCCGUGCUCGAAAUUCCUUUUCCGUGCUGAUUUCAGCAUGGUCGCCACUCUGCAUCUGGAAGACAUCAUCUUGGUUUGCCCCGGCGGCCGCAGGAUCGAACCGUUCGCCGGCUUCCCAAACCUGAGGGAUCUAACCCUCGAGAGUUGCGAGUGGUUGGAUGAUGAUGGCAUCAGGGGUGUGAACGAGUACCCUCACUUGACAAUCUCCGGGAACCGAUUGCGGAAUCUCAGGAUUCAAAACAGGCUUAACCCUAUCUAUAUAAAGCCCUUUGAUUUAGAUUUCCCAACUCACCAACCUGCACUAAGUAGACCAACUCAAACAGAAGAAAAAACAAACAAGAACCACGAUGAGGUCCUCCUCCUCAGUCGCUGCCUUGCUGCUAGUAUCGACAUUGGCGGCCAUGGCAAUCCACCUGGCCGCCGCCGACGGCGAGGAAGGCCUCAUCAAGAACCACCAUGUCCACGUUUCCAGCGAGCUGACCGGCGGGAAGGUGUUACUGGUCCAUUGCAAGUCAAAAGACGACGACCUUGGAAUCCACAACCUCACGGCCGGGUCCGAGUUCACGUGGAAGUUUAA